CCGGAACGCCGGGCUGCGGGGACGGAGCUGGAGCUGCCCGCCUGCAGCGGAGGAGAGGGAAGGACCACUUGCCUGCGGGGAGCGGCGGGUGCUGAGCGCCCGUCCCGGCGGCCCGGGAGCCAUCCGGGGAAGAAGCAUGAUUUGCAGCCCACUCAAUACCUGAUUGCUCUGGGACUGAAGACCUCCCAUAUGGAAGUAGGGGGGAGUAAUAUGUGGGAGGCUGUGGACUAUUUGCUUCCAACAUAGGAACAGCAUUGGGUUGGGAUUCUGCACUCCUGAGAGAAUGCUGGGGAUCUGCCGAGGGCGACGGAAAUUCCUGGCUGCCUCUCUGACCAUCCUUUUUGUCCCAGCCAUUACGUGGAUUUAUCUGUUUGCUGGGAGUUUUGAAGAUGGGAAGCCGGUGUCGCUGUCCCCACUGGAGUCACAGCCCCACAGCCCUCGGUACACGGCGUCGAGCCAGCGGGAGCGCGAGAGCCUGGAGGUGCGCGUGCGGGAGGUGGAGGAGGAGAACCGCGUGCUGCGCAAGCAGCUCAGCCUGGUGCAGAGCCGGGGCCCCGCGCAGCGCCGCGGAAACCACUCCAGAACCUACUCCAUGGAGGAGGGCACGGGCGACAGCGAGAGCCUGCGCGCCGGCAUCGUGGCGGGCAACAGCUCCGAGUGCGGCCAGCAGCCGGCGGUGGAGAAGUGCGAGACUAUCCACGUUGCCAUUGUCUGUGCAGGGUACAAUGCCAGUCGGGAUGUUGUCACACUCGUCAAGUCUGUCUUAUUUCACAGGCGAAACCCACUGCACUUUCACCUCAUCGCAGAUGCAAUUGCCAAACAGAUCCUGGCAACUCUGUUCCAGACAUGGAUGGUCCCUGCUGUGCGCAUUGACUUCUAUGAUGCAGAUGAGCUCAAGUCUGAAGUGUCUUGGAUCCCCAACAAACACUACUCUGGGAUUUACGGACUGAUGAAGUUGGUUCUGACUAAGACUCUACCUUCCAAUCUUGAGCGAGUCAUUGUCCUCGACACAGAUAUUACAUUUGCCACUGACAUUGCUGAGCUUUGGGCCGUCUUUCACAAGUUCAAAGGACAGCAAGUUCUUGGCUUGGUGGAGAACCAGAGUGAUUGGUAUUUGGGCAACCUUUGGAAGAACCAUCGGCCCUGGCCAGCUCUUGGGAGGGGCUACAACACAGGGGUGAUCUUGCUGCUUCUCGAUAAGCUGCGGAAGAUGAAGUGGGAGCAGAUGUGGAGACUCACAGCUGAACGGGAGCUGAUGAGCAUGCUGUCCACUUCACUGGCUGACCAGGAUAUCUUCAAUGCAGUCAUCAAGCAAAAUCCCUUCCUUGUCUACCAGCUCCCCUGUUUCUGGAAUGUACAGCUUUCUGAUCACACUCGUUCUGAGCAGUGCUACAGAGAUGUGUCUGACCUGAAGGUAAUUCACUGGAAUUCACCAAAGAAGCUGCGAGUGAAAAACAAGCAUGUGGAGUUUUUCCGCAACCUCUACCUGACAUUCCUGGAAUAUGACGGGAAUUUGCUGAGACGGGAACUCUUUGGCUGCCCCAGUGAAGCAGAUGUUAACAGUGAAAAUCUCCAGAAGCAGCUGUCGGAGCUGGACGAGGAUGACUUGUGCUACGAAUUCCGUCGGGAGCGCUUCACCGUCCAUCGCACUCACCUGUAUUUUCUGCAUUACGAGUACGAGCCUGCUUCAGACAACACCGAUGUGACCCUGGUGGCACAACUGUCAAUGGACAGGCUCCAGAUGCUUGAAGCCAUCUGCAAGCACUGGGAAGGUCCCAUCAGCCUGGCACUCUACCUUUCUGAUGCAGAAGCCCAGCAAUUCCUGCGCUACGCUCAGGGCUCAGAAGUCCUGAUGAGCCGCCACAACGUUGGCUACCACAUCGUGUACAAGGAGGGGCAGUUCUACCCUGUGAACCUGCUCAGGAACGUGGCCAUGAAGCACAUCAGCACACCGUACAUGUUCCUGUCCGACAUCGACUUCCUGCCCAUGUAUGGGCUCUACGAGUACCUCAGGAAGUCUGUCAUCCAGCUGGACCUAGCUAACACCAAGAAAGCUCUGAUUGUACCUGCCUUUGAGACCCUACGCUACCGCCUCUCCUUCCCCAAGUCAAAAGCAGAGCUGUUAUCUAUGUUGGACAUGGGAACCCUCUUUACAUUCAGGUAUCACGUCUGGACGAAAGGGCACGCGCCAACAAAUUUUGCCAAGUGGCGAACAGCCACCACUCCCUACCGCGUGGAGUGGGAAGCAGACUUUGAGCCAUACGUCGUCGUGAGGAAGGACUGCCCGGAGUAUGACAGGCGCUUUGUGGGAUUUGGCUGGAACAAAGUAGCUCACAUCAUGGAACUGGAUGCACAGGAGUACGAGUUCACGGUGCUGCCCAACGCCUACAUGAUCCACAUGCCGCACGCGCCCAGCUUCGACAUCACCAAGUUCCGCUCCAACAAGCAAUACCGCAUCUGUCUCAAGACGCUCAAGGAGGAGUUCCAGCAGGACAUGUCACGCCACUACGGCUUCGCGGCCCUCAAGUAUCUCACGGCAGAGAACAACAGCUAGCACCGUGGAGCCCGCGCGUGGCCAGCAGGGACACUGAGGCAAGAGCCACUCAGCGUUUGGGGCUGCUCUUGAAACUUCAGACUGAGAAAUACUUCCUGUUUUUAUAUCAUACUUGGCAGUUCUAACAGUAGAAAUUUGAAGUGACAUGUCUUCGGACUGUGCUCGUUCAUCCCUUCCCCAACUACCCCAGGCCUGUCGGCUUUAGCGUUUGUGAGGUGUCUGCGAGUGGGGCUGGCCGGGCGCCCUCCAAGCCACUGAAGUGAGGACUGGGCAGUGGCUGGGAUUGUACUCCGCUGUCUUGACUGCAGAGCACAGACAGACCUUCAGAAUAUAGGAUUUCAUGUUGCUAUUUAAUAAUUUGACAUGCUUUUUAUCUGUAAAGGAAGAUCUUCGGGUCGCUGUCCUGUGAAUUUCAAAUCUGCACUAUUCUAAAGGGGAACUUUCGCCUGUGAACUUUCACAGGGACCCUGUUAACAUGGAUGACCUUGUUAAUGCAGGAUGAGCCAAGGGUCUGAAUUAGCCUUGAAAACACAGGGCACACUUACACGAUACUGCACUUCUGGGAAGGUGUGUUACUGGUUCAGUUGUAUACAUGAUGUUGGUUGGUCUUUUUUUAUCAAAUUAAUUGUUUUAUCAGGAAAAUCCCCUAUAUCCCACCUUGCCUUUGCCCCAGUCCUAAAUGCUGCUCCUUUCCCUGCCAAGGAUAUACCUCCCUUAUGUUUCUUUGCCAUCUUCAGUUUUGGUGGUCCAGUAAAGAAGAUCAGUAGCUCUGCCAGAAAGUGAACAAAACUUGUCAGUUUACAGUCUGAGCAACUUUUCAUCAGAGCAAUUUGUUCAUAUGUGUCUCAUAAGAUAAAGGGCUCUAACCCUUUAUCUUCUUUAGGCAAGAAUUGGAUUUUACCUAUAAGGCACAUUGUACCAAGGGAAUACUGAUUUGUAGGCUCAUUUCAGUGCUGCCCAUCUAUGAAGGCACUGGGCCUUAGGCUUUAAGUGGACUUCUUUGCUGAACAGUGAAUUUAAACUAGUAAAAAGGCAACUAGUAGCCUUGGUGCUCUCCUGCUGCCUGCUGCAAGGUCUCAGAACUACUUCGUUAAAGGAGUUUAUAAUUAAAAGGAGCAAACUGUUAGGAAUAAACUCCCCAUUGGACGGGGAGAAAAGAAUGUGUUGGGAAUCUGAGUGAGUGUUUACUUGAACAUGGACUGGUCAAGUUCACAACAUCGGUACACACAGGAAUUUGCUGGGAGCGAACAGGAACCUAAAAAGCAAAAUGCAGAAAACAAGACACUGGACUUUUUGCCAUUUUCUUUAUCUUCAGUAUUAAUGUUGUGUUUACAUUGGAGGAAGAGAUGAGGUGCACUACCCCUUGCAGGGCUAUUUGUAAUUUCUGUUGCAAUGUUAAUAGAGAAAGCAGAAACAACUCAGUGAGAAAUGUGUCUGUCUCCCUGCCCCAAACCCCAAACACCCACAUGUACCAAUGCCACUGCCUGAGCUGGGAAAUGGAUCCACAUUGUGUUCUGCUCACGUUUUCCCAUUUUGUUUUUCAGCCACUGGACCUUCUACUUUCCUCCCCACGUCAUCCCUCUAGAGCUUGGUUUUAUUUCUAACCUGACAUUUUGUGAGAGAUUUCUGUUACGGUGGAAACCACGCAGUUAAACCAGACAUUUAAACUACAAAUAUCAGUUCAUCAUUCUGUGUAUAUAUAAGAAAAGCCAAAAAAGGCAAUAUCUUUGACAAGAAAUAAAAAAGGGUGGGGGGCUGUGUGUAGUUUUCACUUUUUCCCCUGGGAGUGUUGGCUGCAUAAGAAUAUAUCACUGCAUGAUUUUCCAAAGAGCUCUUUUUUUUUGUUCUUAAUGGCCUUAUGUAAAGAUUUACAUAAAAAGCUGGAGAGAGCCGGGAAGAAGUGAAAUAAGUGCUCAGUUCUGGCCAAGAUAUAUUCUUUUAAAAACAUCUAAGUCUUAACAAGCCACUGUGUUGAUUGAGAAUGAGAAGAACCCUGCAGCACAGAAACUUUGAUUAACUGCUAGUGUGCAGAAAGAUCCCAAAAGCUGACCUAAGAGAGGCUAACACUUGUUACACCUACAUGAAAUCUCCAGUCAGAGCUUCAGUCUGGCCACCAUUAUGUUCCAUAUGUAUUAAAAAUUUUCAUUUCCAGAUGUACAUUUUUCCUUGGCUUAACAACGUUGCCUGAGGAUGGACUGGAUUGCCCUACAGCAACAUAACCUGUACAUUAUUUGGCUGUACCAUUAUCAGCAUUCUUCUCAUUAUUCUCUUCUCAGUGGUGAAGGAUGAGGGAGCAUGGAGGUAAUAAUUUGCCACUUGCCAGACUGUGCAGUGAGUCUUGGGAUGUCCUGGAUAGGCUUAGGUGUGCUGGCUGGUGUAACCAGCUCAGAGAUUGGUAGUAGGUACAAAGAGUCCCUUUUUUAGUCCUUAUAGACACUGUACUGACUUGUAUCUGUCAUGUCAUGUUUGUCUCUGUGCUUCAUAAUUUGAGAGGUGUGAGUCUUGGGGGUUUUUAGCACAUUUCGAACAAUUUGCCUGAUGGCAAGUUAGGAUUACGUAUUUGUCUGUAUGUGCCAGGGCUCCUACAACACCGUGAAAAAAUCCACCACCACCACCAACAAAAAAAUCCCAACUCAAUUAUAACACUGUCUGGCUUCCAGUCCUCUGCUGUCGUAUUUGCUAGUAACUUUGUUACUUAAUUCUCAGUUUUCUCCUGAAAUCUUCCAGAAAUAGCAGAUAAACCUGGUGACUUAAUGCCUUUGAUUUAUGGAUUUGUUCCACCGACUUCUCUCUUGAGUCUUCAAUCUAUGACCUCUCCUUAUCUUUUAUAUUUGGAAAGUGUGAGUCUCUCAUUUAGAUACCACUCCAGCACCCUCUCAGUGAAGACUGAUGCAAAUAAAUCAUUUAGAUUCUUGGCAA
This is a messenger RNA of Prinia subflava (tawny-flanked prinia), 5473 nucleotides long. RefSeq names its product LARGE xylosyl- and glucuronyltransferase 1 (gene LARGE1). Bases 284 to 2554 code for a protein of 756 amino acids. Gene Ontology annotation, biological process: protein O-linked glycosylation via mannose. Gene Ontology annotation, molecular function: glucuronosyltransferase activity; xylosyltransferase activity. Lineage: Eukaryota; Metazoa; Chordata; Aves; Passeriformes; Cisticolidae. The transcript has 16 exons. Gene Ontology annotation, cellular component: Golgi apparatus. The record is from RefSeq and is a predicted model, not a curated record.